Necator americanus (New World hookworm) is the source of this 3564-nucleotide messenger RNA. RefSeq lists its product as uncharacterized. Gene Ontology annotation, molecular function: sepiapterin reductase (NADP+) activity. Lineage: Eukaryota; Metazoa; Nematoda; Chromadorea; Rhabditida; Ancylostomatidae. The coding region runs from base 1 to 3564 and encodes 1187 amino acids. Gene Ontology annotation, biological process: tetrahydrobiopterin biosynthetic process. The transcript has 9 exons. The record is from RefSeq and is a predicted model, not a curated record.
AUGGCGAUCUGUACUUAUAACGCACGUACGCUUGCAUCGGAAGCGGCCAUCGAAGAUCUGAUGAUGCAAGCCAAGAAGAUCAAGUACGACGUCAUCGGACUGACCGAGACGAGACGACGUCACCCUCUCAACGCCGUAUAUGAAACUGGAGAAGAACUGUUCUUAGGAACAUGCGACAGUAGAGGUGUUGGUGGAGUUGGCGUCCUCGUCAACACGAGUAUGGCAAAGAACAUCGACUCUUUUGAACAACUUACGACCCGAAUCGGACGUCUGCGGAUGAGAAGAUGUGGCCCAAUACCAGCUUUGACUAUCUUCGUCGUUUACGCUCCAACAUCAAGCUACGAAGAAGAAGAAGUCGAAGCUUUCUAUAUGGACCUGGAGAAGUUCUACCAAGAAGAUCAUGCCUUCUACAAGGUCAUAGUUGGCGAUUUCAACGCUAAGGUUGGCCCAAGAAGAACGCCGGAGGAACUUCACAUCGGGACCCACGGCCUACAAUGGAAUGACCAGGGAGAGAGGCUCUCCGAGUUCAUCAUGACGACUAAGACCAUCCAUGGGAACUCGCAAUUUCAGAAGCCCUCUUCUUUACGCUGGACGUGGGAGUCACCCGGUGGAGGGUACCGUAAUGAAAUAGACCACAUCAUCGUCAAUAAAAGGUUCUGCCUGACGGACGUCGGUGUUGUACCAAAGUUCUAUACGGGAUCGGACCAUCGCCUCCUCCGAGGAAGAUUUUCCUUCACAAGGAGAGCAGAGAGAGCCGCCAAGUUCAGAGAGAGAAAUCCCAGGACUACCAUCAACUGGGAUCUCUUCGCUACGCUAGUCGGCUUUUGGGAAGAUUCUGCAAUGGACAACAUCGACGAGGAAUAUGACCGGCUUGUCGAACACCUUCACGACUGCGCGAAGAAGGCUGAGAGUUUUAAAACCACCAAGAGGCGUCUAUCUCUUAAAACUCUUGAGCUGAUACGCCAGCGUGGAGCAGCACGAGCCGCAGGGAACCAAGAACUCACGUCCGAGCUCGCAAGGCUUUGCCGAGAGGCGAUAAAGGAAGACCUUAAAGAGAGAAGAGCAGAAGUGCUGGCUGAAGCUGCAGAGGCGGGGAAAAGCAUCCGCUAUGCCCGUCGAGACUUCGCCAGUCGCAAGACGAGGAUGACUGCUCUCCGGAACCCAAAGGGAACAGCCAUUGCAUCGAGAAGGGGGAUGGAGAAAAUCAUCUACGACUUCUACUCUGAUCUCUUCGACAGCCAUGUCCACUUGCCUCCUCACCAUCUGAGGGAAGAUGGACAAGUCAUUCCAGAGGUUCUCCCGUCCGAAAUACGACAUGCUAUCAUGUCGGUAAGAAAUCGUACGGCACCCGGUCCCGACAGAAUAAGACCAGAACACCUGAAGAGCCUUCCGCCAGUACUUAUCAACACCCUGGCGAGGCUCUUUACACGCUAUCUGUCGGAAUGCAAGGUUCCUAAACAGUGGAAGACCAGCAAGACCGUGUUGUUGUAUAAAAAGGGAGAUCCAUAUGACAUCGGCAACUAUCGCCCAAUCUGCCUACUGUCCGUCAUCUACAAGCUCUUUACAAGAGUAAUCCUUAAUAGGAUUGAAAAAGUCUUGGAUGAAGGACAGCCAUGCGAGCAAGCAGGGUUUCGAAAAGGAUUCAGCACGAUUGACCACAUUCACACUGUUUCGAAACUCAUCGAGGUAUCACGAGAGUACAAGAUGCCGCUCUGUCUCACCUUCAUCGACUUAAAGAAGGCUUUCGACUCGGUUGAGACGGAAGCGGUCGUGGAAGCCUUGGACAACCAAGGCGUCCCUACUCAAUAUAUAAAGGGUGAUACAAUUUCACCCAAAAUAUUCACAGCCACCCUCGAGAACGCAAUGCGAAAGUUGGAAUGGGACGACAUGGGAGUGAAGGUUGAUGGUCGGCAGCUACACCAUUUGCGCUUUGCUGAUGACAUCGUACUGGUAACACCUAGCAUCAGCCAAGCGGAACGAAUGCUGACCGAAUUCGACGAAACAUGUGGAUGCAUCGGUCUUCAGCUGAAUCUACAAAAGACGAUGUUCAUGCGGAACGGAUGGGUCUCGGAUGCCCCAUUCACGCUCAACGGAACGAACAUAUCCGAAUGCACCAGCUACGUUUAUCUGGGUCGGGAACUGAACAUGAUGAACGACCUGACCCCCGAGCUGGGCAGGAGGAGACGAGCGGCUUGGGGAGCGUACAAGAGCAUCGAGGAUGUAGUGAAGAAGACCAGGAACACCCGGCUCCGUGCUCACCUCUUCAACACCACCGUACUUCCUGCUUUGACCUAUGCUUCGGAAACCUGGGCAUUUCGCAAGAAGGAAGAAAACGCGGUGAGCGUCAUUGAACGCGCAAUUGAGAGAGUGAUGCUAGGAGUAUCCCGUUUCACGCAAGUGAGGGACGGGAUUCGAAGUUCUCUCCUACGUCAGCGAUCGAAGAUUAGAGACGCCGCCGCGUUUGCCAAGGAAAGUAAAAUAAGGUGGGCCGGACACGUGAUGCGCUUUAAUGACAACCGUUGGACCAGAGCCGUGAGCGACUGGGUUCCCCGCGAUAUUAAGCGCACUACAGGAAGACCGCCGACCCGAUGGUCAGAUUUCUUCACGAAGUCCUUGAAAGAAAAAUAUGAUGCUCUUCGUGUCCCACGCGAAAGGAGGAACCACUGGGCUACUCUGGCACGCGAUCGGGACAAAUGGAAGAAUUACUGGCGCCCGCUCGACCAGUUCGAAGAUCAACGGGAGUCAAGAUUGAUGGUGUUGAAUGAGAAACGAGUUCUAACCGUUGUUUCUGGUGCAUCACGUGGAAUUGGUAAAGAAAUCGCUGUUCAAGUCUCAAAACGGGUUGCGCCUAAUUCAGUCUUUCUUCUCACUGCACGAAAUGAGGCCACAUUAUUGCAAAUAAAGCAAGAAAUACUAAACAGCUCAGAAAAAGCUCAAGUAUGGAUAGUUGUUUGUGAUAUGGCUUCAUUCAAUGAUGAUGCGAUCAAUACUUUCAAAGAGGUGCUUGCAGAAAUUACAGGGAUGGGACCUUUCGAUAGCGCGUUUGUGUUCCAUAAUUGUGGCACAGUUGGCGAUGUUACAAGGAAGAGUGCCGAACUAAGCAAUCCAGAACAAUGGCAGAAUUACCUCAACGUUAAUCUCAUCGCUAUGGUUCAAUUCAAUAACAUAUUAUUGAAAUCGAUCACAAAAGAGGUGGCUAAGGAUCGAUUCAUUGUAAAUAUUACUUCAUUGGUUGCCGUUCAAGGAUUCCCUUCAUUAACGCAGUAUUCUGUGGGUAAAGCCGCACGAGAAGCGUUCUUUCGUGGUCUGGCUGUCGAAGACGACACGAUAAAAGUGCUCAGUUAUUCGCCUGGACCAGUCGAUACUGCGAUGCAUGAUAUCGUCGCCAAACAAUCAUUCGAUGAGGGAAUCCGAAUGGCAUUUUCUCACGAUAGUUCGAUAACUCAUGAUGCUCAUAAAUCGACGUUAACUCCUACGCAAACGGUUGUGAAAAUGCUCAAACACCUUGAAGACAAUACAUUCCAAUCCGGGGCCAGAAUUGAUUAUUUCGAUGAUGAGAAGUGA